Messenger RNA from Rhinichthys klamathensis goyatoka, 2247 nucleotides. RefSeq names its product bone morphogenetic protein 5 (gene bmp5). Bases 324 to 1655 code for a protein of 443 amino acids. Gene Ontology annotation, biological process: SMAD protein signal transduction. Gene Ontology annotation, cellular component: extracellular region. The transcript is spliced from 7 exons. Gene Ontology annotation, molecular function: growth factor activity; cytokine activity. The record is from RefSeq and is a predicted model, not a curated record. NCBI's taxonomy places the organism in Eukaryota, Metazoa, Chordata, Actinopteri, Cypriniformes, Leuciscidae.
UGCGCGCUUCUGCUCACAGUAAAUGCACUGGGGAAAAGAGUCCUUGUAAGUUUUUCUUUCUCUCUCGUAUUUGUUUGAUGUUAAAUCAUUCAAUUGAGAAUGCAACUGAAUGGCAUUAGUAAAGAUGUUGCCUGAACAGUGGCAAUAGGCAUGACCUGAGGCAUCACUUUGAAAUCUAAGAAGGAUUAUUCUUAAAUAUACGGAGUAAAAGACUUGAUUAGGCUAGUAAAGACACUGAAACAAAGUUAUUAAUGGUGCACCAUGGAGAGCGCCAUCAUCAACCCAGCACUCACUUGGUGAACGCAUCAUCCUGAGAGAGAAAGAUGAGAGCGCCAACAUUUGGACUUCUGUGGAGCUGUCUCGGCUUUCUUCACGGGGUUCAGUGCGGUUUAGGAGACAACCAUGUGCACUCGAGCUUUAUUUACAGGCGUUUGCGCAACCACGAGCGGCGCGAGAUCCAGAGAGAAAUCCUCUCCAUCCUGGGCUUGCCGCACCGUCCCCGGCCCUUCUCCCCGGGGAAACAGGGGUCGUCGGCACCGCUCUUCAUGCUGGACCUGUACAACGCGAUGACGACCGACGAGGAGGACGCGAUACUCGGGAAGGCGCUCGCGGGGAAACCGCGUAAAAGCGCGUCUGGAGUUCCACAUGGAUACUCGCGCGCCGCGCAUCAGCCGUACCGCGCGACGCCACUGACCAGUCAGAGCCCGCCGCUGGCCAGCGCGCACGACAACAACUUUCUGAAUGACGCGGACAUGGUGAUGAGUUUUGUCAAUCUAGUGGAGAGGGAUAAGGAUUUCUCCCAUCACAGACGCCACUACAGGGAGUUUCGCUUCGACCUCACUCAGAUUCCCGAAGGUGAGGCGGUGACCGCGGCCGAGUUCAGGAUUUAUAAGGAUCAAAGUCCCGUCAGAUAUGAGAACAUCACACUCAAGGUCACCAUAUACCAAGUCAUCAAAGAAUAUCCAAACAGGGAUGCUGACACAUUUCUCUUGGACUGGAAAAAGGUGCGAGCCACUGACGGGGGGUGGCUGGUGUUUGACAUCACGGCCACCAGUAAUCACUGGCUCCUGAACCCUCAGCAGAACAUGGGCCUUCAGCUCUGUGUGGAGACCACUGACGGUAGAAGCAUCAACAUGAAAUCUGCUGGCAUCAUCGGAAGGAACGGACCUCAGUCCAAACAGCCGUUCCUGGUCGCUUUUUUCAAAGCCAGCGAGGUUCUGCUUCGUUCUGUGAGAGCAGCAGGAGGCAAGAGGAAGAGUCACAACAGAAACAAAAGCAAAGCACAACCCAAAUCUUCACCAGCUCUUAAAAGUGGAGAUGAGAACACCAGUGAACAGAGGCAAGCCUGCAAGAAGCAUGAACUUUACGUGAGCUUCCGCGACUUAGGAUGGCAGGAUUGGAUUAUUGCUCCUGAGGGCUACGCAGCCUUUUAUUGUGAUGGAGAGUGUUCAUUUCCACUGAACGCACAUAUGAACGCGACAAACCAUGCGAUUGUGCAGACCUUGGUCCAUCUAAUGUUUCCUGAUAAUGUGCCAAAGCCUUGCUGUGCACCAACCAAACUGAAUGCCAUAUCAGUGCUGUAUUUUGAUGACAGCUCAAAUGUAAUUCUGAAAAAGUACAGGAAUAUGGUGGUGAGGUCGUGUGGAUGUCAUUGAGGGCAGAGGAGCGUCUGUGUCAUAUUGCUGGAAUAAAUAACAUAUCAAAAGAAAUAGUUUUUGACAUUUGAUGUACAGUAUUAUGUAUAUAUUAGCUCACAAUUCCUCUUAUUUAUUUGGCUUUGUUUUGUAAUAACUUUUUUAAAUGUGUGAUGUAGAUCAGUUAAAAGUUACCACUCUUACCAUAGAUCCAUGGCUGAUUGCUCUUUCUCUGAGAAUAUGUUAAUGAGUUAGACCAGUUAGAGAGAGAGUCAUAGACUAGAGGAUCAAAUAUAAAAUAAUCUUUCUUUUGAUCACAUGUCAUAAAUUCAUAAGCAACCACUCCAAAACAGAACUGCUGCUAUUUUACAAAAGAAAUCUAAAGGCCUUAAACCCUAAUCACCUAUUUACUUUUUUUUUUUUUGAUGUGGAAAAAAGAGAACAGCCAUAUUGAUUUAGCAAAAAUAAAUACAUAAACAAUAAUUCUUUGUUAAUAAAACGAGUGUAGUGUUGUUGUAAAAGCACUGAGUAUGUCUAUACAUAUUUCCUCAAAUAGCCCAAAGUAUUGCAGCCCACAACUGCUGAUUUAUACGAGUUUGCUUUAGAUAUCAGU